AUGGACACGCCGGAUAGGCCCCGCUCCGCCGCCGCCGGUUUCGAGGAUUCUCCUGUCUUCAAUUUCAUCAACAAUCUCUCUCCUAUACCACCGCCUAAACCUUUAGACACAGCACAUAAUGUGCAGCUAUUCAAGUCAUCAGAUUUGGCGCCUGUUUCUUCGAUCUUUGCCUCACCACAUGUUAAUCCAGCAAAGGAAACUAAAUUUUUUAUCAGGGAUGAAUCUGUUCAGCUUCCUCAAGAAUUGCACUCACCUAGCAGUAUCAGGACUCGAAUAUGUCCCUCAGGCUCUUUUAGAAUGAUCAGAUGCAAAGACAUUGUGCCAGAGAAUUGCAAUAUCACUUGUCAACUAAACGAGGCAUCUAUUGAUUCUUCAGAUCAUACAUCAAACCCUACAGGCCAAUUGAUUCAAUCCAUACAGGAUGCUGCUGGCAGUAUGGAAAGCAAUAAGGAUCAAUGCGCUGAUGGUAAAGCAGACCUUACCAUGUCCCAGGAGUGCACAGGCCUAGAAGGUAUGAACCUUGAUGAGAGUGGCCUAGACAAAAUGGAUUCAUCACAUUCUGGGAUAGUUGUUCACGAAAACCAGCUAUCUGAACAAAACAAUGAUGAACCUGCAGCAUAUAAUGGGGAUUACAUGAUUACACACCAAUCAAGUAGUGAUAUGCUGACUUUAGCUGUAACAUCUGGAACAGAAACACAACCAGUGAAUGAUACACAAAAGUCUGAUGAUCCCUACUCUUGUGAAUCCUUUUUGGAUGAUCAGUCAAGUGGAUAUUGCACCCAAAAUUCUGUGCAUGAACCCCAUCUGUACUGGACUGGGGCAGUUGAAGGGGCUGCAGUAGCUUAUACUCCCCAAACACUCCCUGGUGCUUUGCAAAGUCAGUUGAUGCCAUGUAACAAGCUCAAUGAGACAAAAGAUCACAUGCCUACUGAGCAAAAUGCCUUGCCACAGCAUUUACGUGGCAUGCGUAGGCGCAGCCUUUUCAACGAAAAGGCUGGGGUUAGUAAUAAAGGUGUAGACAAAGCUUCAGAUCAUCAUCCUGUAAAUUCAACUACCCCCAAAUGCAAAACUAUUUCUGGUGACAACUCAAAGCCUCUAAGAACCCCUCCACAUGCAUUGCCUGGUAUUGGCUUGCACUUGAAUGCCCUUGCUGCAAUACCUAAAGAGAAAAUAGAUAUUCAGUCUACUAUAAAUGAAUUGAGUAACUUGAUAGGUCCUUCUGGAUCUUCUCCAGUACCUUCUGAGCAAAUCAUUAUAAAUGAUGAUUUCAAUCAAACAACUGAUGUUGCAACCGCCGAAGCUUCUAGUCAGGGUAGUCCCAAGAAGAAAAGGCAGAAGUUUGAUAAUGGUGAUGACACUUCAUGCAAGCGUUGUAGUUGUAAGAAGUCAAAAUGCCUGAAACUUUACUGUGAGUGUUUUGUCGCUGGAGUCUAUUGUUCUGAGCCUUAUUCGUGUAUCGGCUAUCUGAACAACCAGAGUCAUACGGAAACAGUUCUAUCUACACGGCAACAGAUUGAAUCUCGCAAUCCAUUAGCAUUUGCUCCAAAAGUAAUUCAUACAUCUGAGCCUGGUCUGGAAUUAGGGGACUUCUCCAAUAAAACUCCUGCUUCAGCUCGUCACAAAAGAGGAUGCAAUUGCAAGAAGUCGUCGUGUCUAAAAAAAUACUGUGAAUGUUUUCAGGGUGGCGUGGGAUGCUCCAUAAGUUGCAGAUGCGAGGGCUGUAAGAAUGCUUUUGGAAAACGGGAGGGGGCUGCUGUGUUAGGCAUAGAGGAACCUAAGCAGGGAUUGGAAGAAAAGAAUGUUUGUGUGAAAGAAGAAAAAAGUGAAAUCGAUAAACAGCUUGUCAUCUACCAAACUACUGAUGCUGCUCCUGCUGAGAAUGUACUGACCACACCUUCCAUGGUGGAGUGCAGACCCUUGGCUUGUCUUCCACCCCCAAGCUCCAAGAAAAGCUCCAAAAAACCACGAUCUUCAACAAAACUCACUGGACAUCCUUCUCGGUUGUGCAACUUACAAGCUCCUCCAAAGACCGACAUUGUGCUCUCCCCAUUCGAAAACUACGCGGAAAUGGUCCUUGGCGAUAGCACAUCAGAUAUCCUGAAGGGAAAUUCAUCUCCUCAAACUUCUGUUAAAGUCGUGUCACCAAAUAAGAAGCGAAUCUCUCCCCCACGAAUGGGUACUCGACUAUCUCCAAUCUGUAUGAGUGGCAGGAAGCUGAUUCUCAAGUCCAUCCCUUCUUUCCCUUCCCUUGGUGGUGAUGUAAACAACGAGGAUACCAAGGCCAAGUCACCAGCGCCUUGA
Messenger RNA from Miscanthus lutarioriparius, 2301 nucleotides. The record is from the annotation of a GenBank genome assembly. NCBI's taxonomy places the organism in Eukaryota, Viridiplantae, Streptophyta, Magnoliopsida, Poales, Poaceae.